GGCCAAAUGUGGCAAAGUUUAUGCCAUUCAUAGAUUUGUUGUCAUCAAUGAUCCGGAUUUGUUGGAAGAGAUUAUGGUUACAAACAGUCAGGUGACGAUCGGACGGUGCGAUUUUCAUUUGGGUAGAUAUGACUGUUCACUGUCUGAGACAUUGCUAUUUCAAAACGAUUAUCACAAAUGGAAACGGAUUCGUAAGAUUAUGGGACAGGCAUUCACACCCAACAAACUUAAGGAACAGAUGCCAUACAAUGAACGUAUUGCUGAUCGACUGGUCGACCAUUUGGAACAGUAUUCAAGCACUGGUACAAAUUUUGAUAUAAAAAAUUCACUGGUAUCAUUUACAUUAAACGUUAUCAAUUGUCAUGUGUUUGGCGCUAGUAUUAACAUAUUUGACAACUAUGACCAUCCGUUUUUAGUAAACGCCAACAAACUAUUUUCAUGUAAUGCAAGUCUAUAUGAAUAAUAAUAUCAAUUCCCGGGAACUGUAUCUCAACGAUGAAGAGCUUAUA
Molecule: messenger RNA, 509 nt
Organism: Oppia nitens
Lineage: Eukaryota; Metazoa; Arthropoda; Arachnida; Sarcoptiformes; Oppiidae
Product: thromboxane-A synthase-like
Exons: 2
Coding region: 74-463 (129 amino acids)
Molecular function (GO): iron ion binding; oxidoreductase activity, acting on paired donors, with incorporation or reduction of molecular oxygen; heme binding
Source: RefSeq, a predicted model, not a curated record